Drosophila eugracilis is the source of this 1982-nucleotide messenger RNA. RefSeq names its product mucin-5AC. The record is from RefSeq and is a predicted model, not a curated record. NCBI's taxonomy places the organism in Eukaryota, Metazoa, Arthropoda, Insecta, Diptera, Drosophilidae. Bases 187 to 1614 code for a protein of 475 amino acids. The transcript is spliced from 2 exons.
AGAGAAAGAGAAGAGAGAGAGCUCCAUGCCCAGAAAGCUUUUGGAGACAGGAGCAAGUUUUUCAGAGCCAAAGUGAACGUAGCUUUUGGCACGUUGAAACCACACUCGAUUGAUUCAUUGCCAUCGAGCCACUGAACCGCCUCGCAUUCCGCGAAUACCAAAAAGACAAUUAAAAGACCGCCGAAAAUGUUGCGAACCUUUGCCAUUCUGCUGCUGAUUGCAGUGGCUAUUAAUGCUAGAGCUGCACCACAGAAAUCCACAGAGGGAGAUAAUGAAGCUACCGAGACGGUGCCGGAGGAGUCUACCUAUAUAUCUGUAGAAGAUGGAACGAUCACGGUGGAUGUCGAUUCAGAUUUGAUUCUGACCACGAGCCCUGAGGGCGAGACGUUUACUGAGGCAGGUCCCGUGGUUCUGACGGAAGAACCACUUCCGGAUUCUGUGGUGCAGCAGUUGGAAAUGGAACGAGCUCAGGAGGAGCAGCUGAAGAAUCCCGAAAAACCGGAAUCGGAAGUGGAGUCGGAGUCAGAGGAGCUAGACGUAACGACUACGGAGCAACCAAAUCCAAAUAAUACAGAAAGCACCACCAAAAAGAUCUUCAAAUUCGGAGCAACCACCCUUCCUCCGUAUUUCAUCACAACUACUGGUAGUCCAAAAAUUAUCACCACCAUUUCACCACAAGUAGAAGUAACAAAUCCAUCCUCCGAGACUGAGGAAACUACCGAGUAUCAGGAGGUUAAGACCAUGAAGAACUACUUCGAACGGAAGCCAGCGCUAAUGGGAGACAUCGAUCUGGACAUGGCCGAGAACCGAAUGGAAACCACCACGCAUACACCAGCCCAGGAGCCUAUUGAACUGUCCAUGAUUGUGACCACCGAAGCCGCGUUGGUGGAGGAGAAUGUCAAGGCCAAAUCUGAAACUGAUCAGGCGGAACUGGUGGAAACCACUGUGGUACCUCUCUACCAAUAUUUUAACAAAGCAGCAAGAAUUGUGACAGAAUCCCAAGAUUACUUUACUACGGUGGUGCCGAGAAUCAAAGAAGAAGAGGUCGCAACAGAGCCAGCGACAGAGGAAACUACAGAGUUGCCAAGGGUUUCAUCCACCCCAAUACCUGAAACCACUACGGAGGCUGAGUUAACCACUACUCCAGCGCCUACCACAACCACCACCACAACCACUGAGACUGCUUUGGUCAUCACUAAAGUGGAAACACUGCUAAAUGUCCAGCCAGAGACGACCACCAGUGCUCCAGAAACCACAACUACACGUGCUCCGGAGACGACAACUACGAGUGCUCCAGAAACCACAAUUCCCAGUGCUCCAGAAACUACAACUUCCAGCGCUCCGGAGACAACAACUACCCAUGCUCCGGAGACGACGACCACAAGUGCUCCAGAGAUAACAACCACCACUUUCUCAGUUCCAGAAAGCACCACAACUGCUUCAACAACAACAAGUACCAGUAGCACCACCAGUGCUCCAACCACAACAACCACCACAACCACUACAGAACGACCCAUUCAGACGCGUGCUCCCCGGGUAGAGCGAAUCUUCAACUCGGACGGAGUAGAGGUGCUCUAUGGAUAUUCGUCGGUGGUCCGGACCAACCGUUCGUGAUCGGUUUGCACCACCGAGAACACGACCUUGUCAAGGUCGAACCACUUGCCAUAAUGCGGAGACGGGGAGACAAAGAGCGAUUGAAUGAUGAUCGGUUUGUUUUAGGCAAUUUUCAAUUCUAAACGAGUUAUAAACAAAAAUAUUUAAAUAUCAUUCGACGGACCCCAGCACAGUGUGAUAAACCAAAAAAAAAAAGAGAAACUGUUAAAGAAGAUAUCGAUACAGAUACAAAAUCCGUAAAGACAUCGAACAAAACAAAUAUAUUAUUGUGCAAAAAUUGUGUACGAUCUGCCAAAUGACAAAAAUGAAGAGAAAAGCUUGGAGUUAAACGAUUUUAUAAAUUAUAAAUAAAACAUGAACACCCAUCA